Euleptes europaea (tarantolino) is the source of this 1015-nucleotide messenger RNA. It is a transcript of the gene TNNT3, whose product is annotated as troponin T3, fast skeletal type. Gene Ontology annotation, cellular component: troponin complex. Bases 16 to 660 code for a protein of 214 amino acids. Gene Ontology annotation, molecular function: tropomyosin binding; troponin I binding; troponin C binding. The record is from RefSeq and is a predicted model, not a curated record. Gene Ontology annotation, biological process: sarcomere organization; muscle contraction; regulation of muscle contraction. Lineage: Eukaryota; Metazoa; Chordata; Lepidosauria; Squamata; Sphaerodactylidae. The transcript has 8 exons.
UAUCACUUGUGUAGGAUGACGGCACCUAAAAUCCCAGAGGGGGAGAAAGUAGACUUUGAUGACAUCCAAAAGAAGAGGCAGAACAAAGACUUAAUUGAGCUUCAAGCCUUGAUUGAUAGUCACUUUGAAGCACGGAAGAAAGAAGAGGAGGAGCUGAUGAGCCUCAAAGAGAGAAUCGAGAAGCGUAGAACUGAAAGGGCUGAUCAGCAAAGAAUCCGCGCUGAGAAGGAAAAAGAGCGUCAGGCCAGGGUUGCUGAGGAGAAGGCAAGAAGGGAGGAAGAAGAUGCCAAGAGAAGGAUUGAAGAUGACAUGAAGAAGAAGAAGGCUCUUUCCUCCAUGGGUGCUACCUACAGCAGCUAUUUGGCUAAAGCUGAUCAGAAGAGAGGAAAGAAACAAACUGCUAGGGAAAUGAAGAAGAAAGUGCUGGCAGAUAGGCGCAAACCCCUAAACAUCGACCACCUUAAUGAAGACAAACUGAGGGAAAAGGCCAAGGAACUGUGGGAUUGGUUAUAUAGCCUGGAAACUGAGAAGUAUGAAUUUUUAGAGAAGAUGAAGCGACAAAAAUAUGAUAUUACCACCCUCAGGAACCGGAUCGAUCAGGCCCAGAAACACAGCAAGAAGGCUGGCGCCAAGGGCAAAGUUGGAGGGCGCUGGAAAUAGAGAUCCAAAAGACAUCUGUCUGCAGGCAGAAUCAUCAGCGGCGGCAUGGCUAAGCAUUGCUGGCCUCCUUUUCCUUCUUUAAACAUGAAUUCCGUUCCCUUGCCUGAGCAAAACCAUAGUUGCAACAUCAGCCUGGAUGCUUACUGCUUAUUUUCAAGAGCUCCCACCUCUUCCGGAAUCGAAAGGGAGCCAGCUGACCUGGAAUGGAGAUGACUCCUUGCUGAUACCUCUGACUAUCUGCUGUGUGUGUCCUUCAUUUUCCUGAUACCAGCCCUACGCUGCCCUGUAGAUUGCAGUGUAUGAGUCUCUUGGUUUUGUAAAUAAAGUGUGACCGAUAAUAUAAUUCAGCCAUACA